AUGGCUAAUGACUCCCUGACGAGGGGACACAUAAUCGGGGAUGUCUUAGACCCGUUUACUGGCUCAGUGCCUCUAACUGUCAUGUAUGAUGGCAGACCAGUGUUUGAUGGGAUGGAGUUUCGGGCGUCGGCGGUGUCGGUGAAACCUAGAGUUGAGAUUGAGGUUAUGGUGGAUCCUGAUGCGCCUAAUCCCAGCAACCCUACCCUACGGGAAUACUUGCAUUGGAUGGUGACUGACAUCCCAGCAUCAACGGAUGAUAGCUUUGGCCGAGAGGUCAUACCAUAUGAGAACCCAAGCCCCACCAUGGGCAUCCACCGUAUUGUCUUGGUGCUCUACCAGCAACUGGGGCGGGGCACGGUGUUUGCACCGCAAGUACGUCAGAACUUCAACUUGCGCAAUUUUGCACGCCGUUUCAACCUCGGCAAGCCUGUGGCCGCGAUGUACUUCAACUGCCAGCGUCAAACGGGCACAGGUGGGAGACGGUUCACUUGA
Miscanthus lutarioriparius is the source of this 492-nucleotide messenger RNA. The record is from the annotation of a GenBank genome assembly. NCBI's taxonomy places the organism in Eukaryota, Viridiplantae, Streptophyta, Magnoliopsida, Poales, Poaceae.